This is a messenger RNA of Protopolystoma xenopodis, 264 nucleotides long. NCBI's taxonomy places the organism in Eukaryota, Metazoa, Platyhelminthes, Monogenea, Polystomatidea, Polystomatidae. The record is from the annotation of a GenBank genome assembly.
GGUGAACAUGAAUCACAAGCGAGUGUUGAGGGCGCAAAUAUAGAAGAAAUGCUGAUAAGCAUGCUGGAUGAACGCGAUCGUUUGAUGGAAGGUCUCAGAGAUGCACAAAAUCAGCUGUCCGAUUCGCGAACGAGGCUGUCUGAAGUAGAAAGAGAACGCGACGUUCUUAACAACCAGCUGACGAGCUGCAUACCGCAGGACACAGCUGCACAGUCCUGUCCACAUAUAAUUGCUAGUAAUCGCAAAAAAAAGUAUACUCACUAA